Molecule: messenger RNA, 5448 nt
Organism: Alternaria atra
Lineage: Eukaryota; Fungi; Ascomycota; Dothideomycetes; Pleosporales; Pleosporaceae
Exons: 11
Coding region: 1-5448 (1815 amino acids)
Biological process (GO): mRNA 3'-end processing by stem-loop binding and cleavage
Cellular component (GO): mRNA cleavage and polyadenylation specificity factor complex
Molecular function (GO): RNA endonuclease activity; ATP binding; 5'-3' exonuclease activity
Source: RefSeq, a predicted model, not a curated record
AUGGCGUCGAAGAGAAAGGCAACUGCGAUGGCGCCCGAGGACGAAGACCCAAUAGAUCCCUCCGACGAGCUCAUGUUCCUCUGCUUGGGAGGCGGUAAUGAGGUCGGUCGGUCGUGUCACAUCAUCCAGUACAAGGGCAAGACAGUCAUGCUUGAUGCCGGUAUGCAUCCCGCACACGAAGGCUUGUCGGCAAUGCCAUUCUACGAUGACUUCGAUCUUAGCACUGUAGACGUGCUACUAAUUUCACAUUUUCACGUCGACCAUGCCGCCUCUCUACCUUACGUGCUUGCGAAGACCAACUUCAAGGGUCGUGUAUUCAUGACACAUCCGACCAAGGCCAUCUACAAAUGGCUGAUUCAAGAUUCCGUCCGUGUCGGUAACAUGUCGAGCAAUUCCGAGACCAAGAUCCAAAUGUACACCGAGGCGGACCAUCUCAACACGUAUCCCAUGAUUGAGUCGAUCGACUUUUAUACUACACACACUGUCUCUGGUGUGCGGAUAACACCAUACCCUGCCGGCCACGUCCUUGGAGCAGCCAUGUUUCUCAUGGAGAUUGCAGGCUUGAAAAUAUUAUUCACUGGUGACUACUCGCGAGAAGAUGACCGACAUUUGGUAUCAGCGUCAGUACCACCAGGCGUCAAGAUCGAUGUACUCAUUACUGAAUCAACAUUCGGUAUCUCGAUGCAUACGCCACGUGUCGAGCGAGAGGCACAGCUCAUGAAGGCCAUCACCGACGUCCUCAACCGCGGUGGCCGAGCUCUGCUUCCAGUUUUCGCUCUAGGCCGAGCCCAGGAACUUCUUCUCAUUCUCGACGAGUACUGGAGUAAGCAUCCAGAGGUCCAGAAGAUACCCAUCUACUACAACUCCAGCUUAGCACGGAAGUGUAUGCAGGUCUACCAAACGUACGUCUCCGCCAUGAACGACAACAUCAAACGCCUCUUUGCCGAACGCAUGGCCGAAGCUGAAGCCGCAGGAGAUACUGGCCGGCGUGGAGCUUGGGACUUCAAGUUUGUCCGCUCACUCAAGAGUCUGGAACGAUUCGACGAUCUGGGUGGAUGUGUUAUGCUUGCCUCGCCAGGUAUGAUGCAGUCCGGUACAUCGCGUGAGCUGCUGGAGCGAUGGGCACCCGACCCAAGGAACGGUGUAAUCAUCACUGGUUACUCCGUCGAGGGAACUAUGGCGAAGCAAAUCGUUCACGAGCCAGAUCAGAUCCCGGCAAUCAUGACCAGAGCCAGUAACUCAGCGCGACGACCAGGCCAGAGGGAGAAUGAGCAGACUAUGAUACCCCGACGAUGCACAGUCCAGGAGUACAGUUUCGCGGCACAUGUUGACGGAAAAGAAAACAUGGAGUUUGUACAAGAAGUUGCUGCUCCUGUUGUUAUUCUUGUUCACGGCGAGAAGGGUAACAUGACUCGUUUGAAGUCCAAACUUCUCUCCUUCAACGCUCAGAAAGCCGUCCCCACGAAAAUCUACUCGCCAGCCAACUGCGAGGAACUUCGCAUUCCUUUCAAGACCGACAAGAUCGCCAAGGUAGUUGGAAAGCUGGCGUCUAUAGCUCCACCUCUGCCUCGUUCUUUGACUCCCAACGGCGGUGAAAGUGGGGAUGCUGGAGAGGACCAAGAAGGGGAGAAGGUGGACAUGAUCAGUGGUGUCCUCAUUCAAAACGACUUCAAAAUUUCUCUGAUGGCACCCGAAGACCUGAAGGAAUACGCUGGUCUAACCACAACUACCAUUUUAUGUCGUCAGCACCUCACCUUGUCAGCCGCUGGCGUCGACCUUAUACGAUGGGCUCUCGAAGGAACCUUUGGCGCUAUCAAAGAGAGCAGUCUCACCGAUGCUGCCGUUGACGGCAAGGUGAAUGGCAACGGCACAACCCACAAGGAAGAAGCAGACGAAGAGGUCAGUCGAACAGAAACAAAGUUCACAGUAAUGGACUGCGUGAACGUCUUGAUCAAAAACGGAGGAAGAGUAGAAGUAGAAUGGGAAGGCAACGUAAUCAACGAUGGUAUCGCCGACGCCGUCCUCGCUGUCCUCUUCACAGUCGAAUCCUCACCAGCAGCUGUUCGACAAUCCUCAAAACAACACUCUCACACGCAUACCUCUCCACCCAAAGAAGAGGACGAUAUACCCACCACAAAACUGAGCCAUCGCUUUAAAAACUCUCAUCCACAUCGCACUACAGACCCCUCCACCCGCCUCGCCCGCCUCUUCCUCUUCCUAGAAGCUCAAUUCGGCGAAGAAGCAGUUCGUCCCAUCACCUUGCCUCGCAACAGCACUACAACCGCUACUGCAAACGGAACUCCCGCAGCUAACCCGGACUCCAUGGAUACCUCCACCCCGGAUGACACCAAACCAUCAGAGCCUUUUAGCGUCGCCGCUCUUCCCCCGCCCAUCUCACCAGAUGAUCAGUUAUCCGCAGAAGACAAGGCAGAGUUGAAAAGACUGCAUAAUCUGGGUAUACCUGUUCCGGGCGUGGAGAUUAAGUUUGAUAAGUGGGUUGCGAAGGUUUGGUUGGAGGAUUUGGAUGUGGAGUGUGGGAACAAUGCACUUAGGGCGAGGGUCAAGGCUGUGGUUGAGAGGGGAGUGGAGACGAACACUACUACUGCAUCAUACAGUGACUCUCCAGCACACGCGCGAAGCACAUCACCCGCACAACACGUAUCACCAAGUUCCUCAGACUCCUCAGCGACGAUAAAGCCAUUACCCGCAAUACUACACACGCCUCCUCCUUAUGCAGAGGAUGAGCCAUAUCGCGAUGAGCCACCAACACCAUCACAAGCAAUGUCCUCGACGCGUCAAACCACACCACCCGCAUAUCAUGGCCAGUCUCAACACAAUCUGAGUUACCAACCGUACACAGACUCACCACCACACACCCCAAUCGCCGACGACGUACCUCUCGCCCACCUCAUCUCCACACAUGCCUACACGCAGCAGUCAACGGAAAGCUCUUACCACCCUGGCGACGCAUUCUACCCGGCCGACGCACCACCACCAUACGCAAUCGCUGUCCGACAAUCGUAUCGUGACACACUCAUUCAAUUUAUACCCAGCAGCCACCACGACCCUCGAGUUGCAGAAGACGAGGAAAGUCAGCUGGGCAUAGACGUGACAAGACCGGACGAUGUGCGGUAUUCAAUUGAGAAGAUUGUUGCCAUCUUGCUGUCAGCCGCAGCAGCACCUCUCCCAAAUAUCCUUGAUCGCACCCCACCUGCUGAAUCUCAGCCCUCUCCCUCUCUCAGUCUCAUGAAUUCCAUGAACACCCGUUUCAAGAACCUAGUGGGUUCGAAACGAAAGAGUUCCUCACACAACCCGUCACCCGCUCCCCAAGGCAAUCCCGCCCCAACCGGCCAGCAACGACCGACGUCGCUUUCGCCUCAGGCCUCAAACUCGAGCAGCUCGUCGCUCCCCAUGAACCCCCAAAACCCCAUGGGCCGCCCACCCUCAUACACAUACGCCCCUCCUGGUGGGCUCGGUGCGCCCCAACAACAACACGGCCGACCUGCGAGCCCUCUACCACCCAUCAACACGGGCGCGCCUGGCUACCCUCCUCAACAAACGCCCAUGGGCUACCCACCGCAGGGUGGCCCGCCUGGCUAUCCUGCCCAAGGACCGCCAGGAGCUGGACAGUACGGCCAGGGCUACGGUGCACCACCGCCUGGAGCUCCUGCCCCUCAUGGUCCGCCCGCAACAUACAACAGGCCCUCGGGCAUGGCAGAAGUAGCCGGUGAAGGUCGCUCCAAGGCCCAACUCAUUGUUGGUAUCGACUUUGGCACCACCUUCUCUGGUGUCGCAUUCGCCUUUGCUACCAACACCGAGGCCAAGGAAGACAUCAUCACCGAAUGGCCUGGCGCGGGUAACCAGACAAAGCAAAAGAUUCCUACCGUGCUCUACUACGAUCAGUACCAGAAGGUGGUAGGAUGGGGCCCUGACAUCGCCGAUGCUUUGGCCCCCACGGGCUACCCCAAGCCUGGUGUGCAAAAGGUCGAGUGGUUCAAGCUGCAGCUCAUGCUGUCUGGAAACACAUACAUCGACCCCAUCAACCUCCCACCGCUACCUCCAGGCAAGUCUGAGAUCGAUGUCGCCGCCGACUACCUCUUCCACCUGCGCCAGGCGAUGCGCAACCAGCUGCAAAAGACGCUUGGUGAGGUGUUCAAUCGAGAAGAGCGCAACAUCAGAUACUACCUCACGGUACCUGCUAUCUGGAACGAUGCUGGAAAGGCUGCAACGCGCGCGGCUGCCAUCCAGGCUGGUUUCCUGCGGGACGAAAACGACAACAGACUGACCCUCAUUACUGAGCCCGAAGCUGCCGCCAUGUUCUGUUCAAAGACCGGUCUACUCAACCUCAAGAUACACGAUGCCGUUCUCAUUGUCGACUGCGGUGGUGGUACCGUCGAUUUGAUCGCCUACGAAGUUGAAGAAGAACAGCCCUUCUCCGUCGCCGAGUGCACAGCUGGAUCCGGAGAUUCAUGCGGUUCCACUGCCCUCAACCGCAACUUCAGCAACAUUUUGCGAGCCAAGAUCAGGAAGAUGAAACUACCAGAUGGUUCCAAGACAGCUGGCAAGGUGUACGCCAAGUGUAUUAUGGACUUUGAGAACAGGAUAAAGGCCGACUUCCGAAACAAUGGUCAGAAAUGGGCUGUCGACGUUGGUAUCGAGGCAGAGUUCCCUGAAGCUGGCAUCGAGGAAGGAUACAUGACUUUCACAAACGAGGAGAUUCUACAGUGCUUUGAGCCUGUAGUAAACCGUAUUCUCGAGCUCGUCAGGAAUCAGAUUAUUGCCAUUCAGGCACAGAACAGGUCAUUGCAGAACGUCCUAGUCGUCGGUGGUUUUGGUGCUUCCGAAUAUCUCUUCCAACAAAUCAAACUCCACGUCCCACCUCAAUUCCAGUCAAAGGUUGUCCGCCCCAUGGACUCCGUCGCCGCCAUCGUCAAAGGAGCUGUCACAGCCGGUAUCACUGAGCGUAUUGUCACACACCGUGUUGCACGUAGGCAUUACCUAAUGGCUACCCUUCAGCCCUUCAAGGAAGGUCACCACCCCGAACAGUACCGUGUCCCGUCUCUCGACGGAAAAGAUCGCUGCAAGUACACACGUCAAAUUUUUGUGCAAAAGGGUCAAAGAGUCAAGAUUGGCGAACCGGUCAAGGUCUCGUUCUUCAGACAAGUCGCGCCUGGUGCUACACUCAUGUACGAGGAUAUACUAUAUGCUUGCGACGACGACGUCUGCCCGGAGUACACUAAGGAUCCUCGCAUCAAGGAAGUCGUAACACUCACUUCAGACCUCUCACGCAAAAACCUCGAAAAGGACUUUGAGCGCAUGGAUACGCCUCAAGGUACUUUCUACCGUGUCUACUUUGACAUUUACCUUACGCUUGAUGGAUCGGAGUUCAAUGCCGAGUUGGUUUGUCAGGGUGAAGUUAUGGGCAGGUGUACUGCGCGAUUUAGGUAG